This is a messenger RNA of Dromaius novaehollandiae (emu), 943 nucleotides long. Its product is annotated as immunoglobulin lambda-1 light chain-like. The transcript is spliced from 5 exons. Bases 46 to 744 code for a protein of 232 amino acids. Lineage: Eukaryota; Metazoa; Chordata; Aves; Casuariiformes; Dromaiidae. The record is from RefSeq and is a predicted model, not a curated record. Gene Ontology annotation, biological process: immunoglobulin production; immune response.
CAGAGCCCCGUCGGCGUGGGGACACGUAGCUGGUGGGAUCGCGCCAUGGCCUGGGCCCCUCUGCUCCUCGUGGUGCUCGCCCACGGCUCAGGUUCCCUGGUCCAGGCAGCAGUGACUCAGCCGGCCUCGGUGUCCGUGUCCCCGGGAGAAACCGCCCGGAUCACCUGCUCUGGGGGUAGCAGCUACUAUGGCUGGUUCCAGCAGAAACCAGGUGGUGCCCCGGUCGCUGUGAUAUACAACAACGACAAGAGACCCUCGGGCAUCCCUGCGCGAUUCUCCGGUUCCUUGUCUGGCUCCACAAACACGUUAACCAUCACUGGGGUGCAAGCCGAGGACGAGGCCGUGUAUUACUGUGCGAGCUGGGACCCUGUAUCACUGUGUGCUGGUUUCGGCAGCGGGACCCUGUUGACCGUCCUGGGCCAGCCCAAGGCCUCCCCCACCGUGCACCUCUUCCCACCAUCCUCCGAUGAGAUCUCCACAAAGGGUGAAGCCACCCUGGUGUGUCUGCUGGGCAGCUUCUACCCCGGUGCUGCGAGUGUUGCCUGGAAGGUCGAUGGUGUCGCCAGGUCCAGCGGCGUGCAGACCACGACCCCUCAGAAGCAGAGCAACAACCAAUACGCGGCCAGCAGCUACCUGACGCUGAAGGCUGCCGAAUGGAAGAGUCACGAGAGCUUCUCCUGCGAGGUCACGCACGAUGGCCAGAAAAUUGAGAAGGUCCUCAAGAGAUCCGAGUGCUCCUCCUAACCCAUCAGGAGCUCCACCGUCUCCCAUCCUCAUCCCCUUCCUGUGCCUGCCCGUCCUGGUGGCUGCUGGUGGCAGCAGCUCUCCUCUGGCGCAGGUCCCUGGGGUCCCCCUGUGCCCGGCCCCUCUGUCCUGUCCCUGUGCCCCACACUUGUCCCCACACCCUGGGUGUCAUCCUAAUAAAUACAGACACUGAACUAGC